AUGCAGAUCAAGACGAAGACAGGUGUCACGACGCGCAGCCCCCGGAGCAAAGGCUGUCUCAUGUGUCGUCGCUCGAAAGUCAAGUGCAAUGAAGGGCAUCCGCAGUGUAGCCGCUGCGUCCGUCGGGGCACUGAGUGUAGCUAUCCUGAUGCCCUAGAGCUCGAUUUUCGCGAUGAAAACAGUAAAGCAGCAGCCCGCACUGCUGCUCUCUGGCGAACGCGUACCCAGGCGGCAAGACUGCUGCGUGAACCCAGCGCCCCCAGCCGCACACUGGAGGAUCUUCACGACCGGGUUAUAGCGUCAUUCUAUCGAGAUUUCGACUGCAGCGCCAAGGUCUCCAACCCCUGGAUCGAAUUCUUCCAGAUGCUACCCACACUCUACCGCCAAUCAGCCAGAGUUCCCUCCUCCCCCACCCGCCAGGCGAUCCGUGCCCUGGCUCUGGCCCACCAUUCGCGUCAGCAGCAGCAGCCUGUCCCACAGCUGGAGAUCAUGGCGCGGACCGAGUACUCGCACGCUAUUACCCAGAUUCGGCUCCAGCUGCAGCGAAGUCACGGGGUUCCGAGCACGGAGACCGUCGUCUCGGUUGCGCUAAUGGGGCUCUUUGACUCAAUCCUUCCCAGCCCGGACCCAGUGCAUUCCUGGCAUGCGGCCCACCAGCACGGAGCUAUCUCCAUGGUGCGGCAGCAAAUCGCCUCCCCCACCUCGGCGGCCAGCAUUGAUCCUUAUCUGCUCAAAUAUCAGUACCUGCUAAUGGUAAUCAAUUGCUUAAAUCAACGAUCACGGCCGCAGCUCCCAUUAAAAUGGUGGGCCGCGGUGAUGAACCCGGGAUUCUCGGCCGCCCAUCUGUUCUGUACCAUGUAUCGGCUCGCACAGUGGCAAGCCGAGAUCGACUCACACAUUGUCACUUUUAACCACCACGCCAUGUCUAACAUGGUCGACACUUUACUCGCGGCCGAUGAUGCAUUGGAUGCAUGGGAAACCCAACUACCCCCGAGCUCUCACUUCUCCGAGCGGGAGGUCGGGGGCGAUGAUCCCGCGAUCCUGCAAUGGUCCGGCGCCCCAUCCCGGGUCUACGUCUACGAGACUAGCUGGAAUGCCGUGCCUCGCACUUUUUGUUUCGCCACACGCAUCAUGAUCUGCCAAAAUAUCCUACUGUGCCACGGCUACGCGCAGGAUGCAGAACAGACCAUUGUGGAGAUGAUUCGACACAUCUGCCGCAGCACUCACGCAGUAAUCAGUGGUGGCGGUGAUGGCAGCAACGACGCGGAAGAAGGGCUUUCGAUGCGCGGGCGGGCGAUUGUGUGGCCGCUGAAUGUCGCCGCCUCUGCCCUCCAGCGCAACCCGAGGGUUCUGGCGCAGGUGGGCGUGGAGUCUGCCCAGUGGACGCGACGAGCUCUUCAGCAUGUGCUGAGGCUCUCUGGGAGUAGUUUGGCUCUUAACCUGGAUUACAAGACGGAACAGUGA
Messenger RNA from Aspergillus aculeatus ATCC 16872, 1464 nucleotides. Its product is annotated as Zn(II)2Cys6 transcription factor domain-containing protein. The record is from RefSeq and is a predicted model, not a curated record. Bases 1 to 1464 code for a protein of 487 amino acids. Gene Ontology annotation, biological process: regulation of DNA-templated transcription. Lineage: Eukaryota; Fungi; Ascomycota; Eurotiomycetes; Eurotiales; Aspergillaceae. The transcript is spliced from 2 exons. Gene Ontology annotation, molecular function: DNA-binding transcription factor activity, RNA polymerase II-specific; zinc ion binding.